AUGAGGAGGUCAUUCCAUGUCACGAGCCGCGGGUGUUGGGGAUUACAGGACAGUUAUUUUUUCAUAUCUAGAUUCUUUGACACGCCUGAUCUAUUUCCAAGGGUAUUUCGUGGAGAUGUACCUAGAGCGUAUUCCACAAUCAGUAACUAUGAGGGCGGAAUUGAUAGACGUGUGGUAAAUGAUAACGAGAGAGUACGCGGCAAGAGGGGCUUUCACGAUUACUUUACCUCACAUCUGCCUGGGAGUUCGGUUUUUCCAGACUCUGUACCACCAAACAAACAGAUCUCUCCGGAAACACGUGCAACAACCGUGGUUCGCAUUCCCCUUAGAUCCGCAAAACAUCAUUUUGGUGUAACUCGCUCUCGAGGCAACCGUCCCUACAAUGAAGAUUGGUACCAGGCUGGUGUAGUUGAUAUCCCAACCUUUGCAGCACCAUCCCCGAUCAAACCCAAGGUCCCGCCACCACCAGGAGAUCCCUCGGUCUUUUAUUUUGGCGUCUUUGAUGGGCAUGGAGGUGAAGACUGUAGUAGAUUUUUGAAGGAAAAUUUACACACUUACAUAGAAGAGGGCGCAAAGAACUUUGGAUUAGGUAAACAGGAAGAACCAGAUGAAUGCGAAAAAAUAAGGCAUGAUACACAAGAAGAGCUAGUGGCACAAUGGAGAGAUACGGUUGGAGGGUACUUUAGACGGUUUAAGCCAGACUUUGGGCCAAUUGCGGACGUUGAAGGAGUUUUAAUGUAUGCUUUCCUCAGGGCAGAUAUGGAUUUCAUUACCAAAGUUGGGACGGGAGAGGAGGGAGAAUCUGCAUCGACUACUGUCGACAAUGGAAAUAAAACGAAAGCCAACCCAUUCAAAGGUGGAUCCACGGCUUCAAUUGCACUAAUUUCUACAGCAACUGCGACACCAUUCUGGAACCCAUCUACCUCAGCAACCCUCAUAACUGCUCAUCUUGGUGACACACGUAUUAUCCUUUGCUCGACCGAAACGGGCUUAGCAGUUCCCGUGACCACUAACCAUCAUCCAUCUUCGCCCGCCGAAACUCGGCGUCUUCGCCGUUAUGCAACUGCUUUCGUCUCGGACUCCUUCGGCGAAGAACGUUUCGGUGUUCUUGCUAAUACAAGGUCCUUCGGUGACGUUUCCCAAAAACGCCUCGGGGUUUCCGCGGAACCAGAGAUAACACGACGCGAGAUACACCCGGCCGAGUUCUCUUUUAUGGCUCUUGUUUCGGACGGUGUGAGCGCCACACUGACGGAUCAAGAGAUUUGUGACAUUGUAAAGGAAUGCAAAACGCCCGACGAGGCCAGUAAGGAAUUAGUAGAAUUUGCAGAGGAAGUGACAACUGAGGGUGACAAUGCCACUGCCGUUGUUGUCCGGUUAGGAGGCUGGGAAAAGAGGGGAGUAGGAGGAGAAGGCUACAUGGGAACCAAGGAUUUACGGGCGUGGAGGAGAGACGAGGCCCUAGUAGGGAGUAGGGGUAGGAGAAUGUGA
Morchella importuna is the source of this 1488-nucleotide messenger RNA. RefSeq lists its product as uncharacterized. Bases 1 to 1488 code for a protein of 495 amino acids. Gene Ontology annotation, biological process: protein dephosphorylation. Lineage: Eukaryota; Fungi; Ascomycota; Pezizomycetes; Pezizales; Morchellaceae. The record is from RefSeq and is a predicted model, not a curated record. The transcript is spliced from 4 exons. Gene Ontology annotation, molecular function: cation binding; protein serine/threonine phosphatase activity.